Messenger RNA from Nyctereutes procyonoides (raccoon dog), 2250 nucleotides. RefSeq names its product ephrin A4 (gene EFNA4). Gene Ontology annotation, cellular component: plasma membrane. The record is from RefSeq and is a predicted model, not a curated record. Bases 1059 to 1673 code for a protein of 204 amino acids. Gene Ontology annotation, molecular function: ephrin receptor binding. NCBI's taxonomy places the organism in Eukaryota, Metazoa, Chordata, Mammalia, Carnivora, Canidae. Gene Ontology annotation, biological process: ephrin receptor signaling pathway; axon guidance. The transcript is spliced from 4 exons.
UAUCCCCGGGACGCUCGCGGUAGCUUUCUGCCUGGUCUGCGACGACUCUGCGCAGCCAGGACCGCAGAGAGCUGGUAAGACCCGUGCCGCUCCCCGCCGCCGAGUCCUCGCCCUCAAGGCUGCACGACCCCACGGACGGCUGUCCACGAAGCGGCCCAGCUGUUGGACCCGCCGUCCCCACCCUCUGACCAGUGGCUGGGAAAGGUGGAUCUGGCUGGUGUUCUCAGCGCCCCGGAGUCGGGGCGGAGCGGGGCGGAGCGGGGCGGCGUGGGGCGGCGCGGGGCGGCGGCUCCCACGAUCCCAAGGCCGUGCACCUGCCGCCUCCCCCUCGCCUGCCCCACCUGAGGGCUUGGGAACAAAGGUGCUUUGUACAGUCUGCCACCGCACCGCCUCAUUAUUUCAGCUUCGGGAAUGGGGCCGCGCGAGCCCCCAGCCCAGAACGAAGGUGUGGGGCGGGAAGAGAUAGGCGCCAACCCUCAGGUGGGCACGAGCUCCCCGCGAAGGCUCUGGAAGGGGGGCGGGUGGGGGAGUCCCAGGAGGCGAUGUGUCCCUUCCCCUCGCGCUACCCCUGGACGGUCAAGGAAAGAUGGGCAGUACCCCCUAAGGUGGCCCCGGACGGGCUUCGUGGAUCCUCGCGCGUGCCCCACUUUUCCUCUUUCUGGCCAAAGGCGGCGUGCCCCUAUUAAAUCUUCCAAAUGUGUGAUGAGGCUCCCUACCCGGUACGAACGCAGACACGAAAGACGCGACCUCCCUAAAACGAACUCGCAGACGGUGCACGCGUGGCCCUGCCCGCCCCCUCGCGACGCGGGGCAGCCGGGGUGGGAGCGUGGAGAGCCUGGCGUGCGCCUCGGCGCACGGAGGGUUAACAGGAGUUGGCUCGGAGUAGGGAGGCGGGGGCGCGCCCCCAUUGGUGGAAAGUUACCCGGAGGCGUGGCCCGCGAGUCUCCGCACCCCACCCCCCGUUCCGCACCCCCCCACCUCCACUUUGUACCUUUCUCGCCGCGGCGGCGGAGCGGGCCGGUACCGGCCGGACCAGACCAGAGCGGACCCCAGGGGCGAUGCGGCUGCUGCCCCUGCUGCGGACUGUCCUCUGGGCCGCACUCCUCAGCUCCCCGCUGCGCGGGGGCUCCGGCCUCCGCCACGCUGUCUACUGGAACUCCAGUAACCCCAGGCUACUGGGAGGAGACGCCGUGGUCGAGCUGGACCUCAACGAUUACCUAGAUAUCUUCUGUCCACACUACGAGGGCCCAGGGCCCCCUGACGGCCCCGAGACGUUCGCUUUAUAUAUGGUGGACCGGCCAGGCUAUGAGGCCUGCCAGGCCCAGGGCCCAGGUGCCUUCAAGCGCUGGGAGUGUGCCCUCCCCUUUGCUCCCUUUGGACCUGUCCGGUUCUCCGAAAAAAUUCAACGCUUCACACCCUUCUCCCUUGGCUUUGAGUUCUUGCCUGGAGAAACCUACUACUACAUCUCGGUACCACCUCCGGAGAGUUCUGGCACGUGUCUGAGGCUCCAGGUGUCUGUCUGCUGCAAGGAGAGCAGGUCAGAAUCAGCCCAUCCUGUUGGAAGCCCUGGAGAGAGCGGCAGGUCAGGGUGGCAAGGGGGGGGUGCUCUCAGCCCCCUCUGUCUCUUGCUGCUCUUACUGCUCCCAAUUCUGCGUCUCCUGCGAGUUCUCUGAGCCAAGUGGACCCCUCUGCCACCCCCAGGAGCGAGAGCCCUCCCAAGACUCCCCGCAGGAGCUGCCCUCCCCCCCCACUGCCACUUGAGCUGGUAUGUCAACCAGCCAGAACAAUGGAAGAGUGGCAGGGGAGGGGGGGGUCAGAGGGUCUGAGGUGAGCCUUCCAGGGGCUGGCCCUUUAUUACAGGCUGAAGAGGAGCUGCAGGGCAACUGCACACAGCCCUGGGCAUGCUGGAGCCCAGGGUCAGAACAUAGGGUCUCUGUCAGCUGCUUUGAUGUUCUCAUUCUGCCCCCUAGAAUCGCUGGGGUUUAGUGGGAUUUAGCCCUUGAGUCUGUUGGGGCCAAGAUGGAAGACCUGGGCACAGGUGGAUUACCAGACCAGGGUAAAGAAGCAGCCCAGGCCUGCCCUCUGUGUCCAGUACCCUGUGGGCAGCAUUUCCCCUCCCCAAGGGGUCACUCACUUGUCUUCUAUGAAGACGGACUUGCCAUGAGGUUGAAUAUCAUGCCAGUUUGUAUUUUUAUAAGUGUCUGGACCAAACACUCAAUAAACCACCCAACUUUUUGUUGCUGUCCCCCA